GUGUACGGAGUAGGCUCAUACGAGUCAACUUCUUAAUUGCCUUCUAUACAACACAGCUGUCCUACCUCCAAUCAUCAUUGCCUGAUUGGAAAACCCCCGCAGGCCAGGCCAAAGUCACUACGAUAUGCCGAACACCACCCUUUGACGACAUGGAUUCCCAAUCGUAUGGCACUGCACAGCCAACUGACCAUGCCGGCCGAACCAUAUUCCCCAAAGGUCCCGUCUUCAACCUCGAUGAUUUCUCCAACAAAGAUUUUAUAGCCAAGGACUUUGUCGAGUCCUUGACAGAAAGUGCACAAUCCUCCCAUCGUCGCUCGCAUGGCCCUCCCGCACCAUUCGAUCCCAAACCCUUGAUUCGUACCUUUGAACAGGCUGCUCGUCGCCUCGACGAACUGUCCGGCGAACUCGAACAACGGGAAAACGAAUAUUCGGCGGCAGUGAGAAGGGCCGAGGCUCAACACGCAAAUAACGCAGAGACCUUGGGCAGAAAGCUGAAUUCCACCAUCCAGAGUUUCCAGAAACUAGACACCUCCCUCAAGUCAGACAGGGGCGAGAAAUGGGGCGGUAAUGUCGCCGUGGAAACAGGAAGGCGCUUGGAAGAGCUGGACCGACAGAGAAGGAGGGCUUUAGACGCACAUUUCCUCAUUGAAUGCUGGGAUGAAGUCAGCAAUAGAGGCGAAGUAACGUUACUCGAGAAUUUGCGGAGGUCCGGCACCGGAGAAGGCAAGAUCCGAUCAGCCAGUAUUGCGCGACAGCUGCUCAGGAUCAGCCAAAGGCUGGAUCCUAAAAGCCAUGGACAGCCUAAUGGCGUCAAGCAAAACGGCCCCACGACCAACGGUGUAUCCAGCGGUAGCAAGUUCAACACCCGGGAAGUCAUUGAGAAGUUCAUCGAGACUCUGGAGAACGACAUGCUCAAGCUGUUUGACGACUUCUAUCGGCGGCAGAACUUUGAGGAGAUGAAGAAUUGCGCUAUUGUCUUGCAGGAUUUCAAUGGCGGAGCCUCGGUCCAGGCUGCAUUUGUCAAUCAGCAUCAGUUUUUCAUCGAUCGCAGCAAUUUGGUGACAGAUGAAGUUGGGGGUGACCAGGAUACUUGGAUCCGAUUGUCAGAUCCAGACGCCGAUUUACCCGGUGUCGAACCAGGCUUACAGUCGCUCAUUGAUGAAGUGAGGGUGGUGGUGCAAGAAGAAUCCGCCAUUAUCAAAAGAGCUUUUCCUUUCCCGGAGCAGGUCCUGGGCAAGUUUGUCCAGAGAGUCUUUCAACAGUCGAUUCAACAACGGUUAGAACUUGUGCUUGAAAAGGCCGAGUCAGAGUCUACACUGGCUUAUCUCCGAUCGUUACAGGCGGCUAGAAGCUACAUUAGUCUUCUCGUGGAAGAUCUCAAAUCACAUGGUUUGACAGAACACCCAGAGUCGGUAACUUCGCAGACCAGUCAACUGCUCGAUCAACAAUUGGACGAACUGUUUACCCCUUAUGUUGGUGGCUCGGCUUAUAUCGACAAGGAAAAGCACAAUCUGCAAGAAUUAUACAGGUCUCUCCUCUUCAAAUUCCAACUCUUCCACUCAAGACGGCGGAAAGAGCCCAAGACGUACCUCGCGUCGUUACGAAAUCGCGGGCAGGAACUACUAACCUCAGCGAGAGAAGCUACAGAUGCCUAUGUUAAGAACUUGGAUCUGGAGAAAAUGUCAUCGACGCAGAAAAGGAUAUUGCUUUCGGUUGCUGGUCUGAACAGCUCGGACAACAAAGUCCAACCCGAGGUGGAGUUUUCCGAAGCAGAUGGACGGCUCCAUGUAGCGUUUGCAAGAAGAAUCCUCAAAUGGCUUGCGGAAGGUGUCAGGAGGGGCCUGGAGUUGGGCGGAGGGUCGGAGAUACCCAGGGACGUGGCAGCACUGUUGAACCUGAUCCUGAAGAACCUCUUGACGGACUAUGUCGAAGUGUCUCUGGAGGCAGCUGCGGAUGCGGCGACCACCGCCGAAAGUGGGAAAAAGGAGCCCGAUCUGUCAUAUCUGAGCAGCUUAGGCCUUGCCGUGCACAUCACUCAUCUGGUCCAAAGCUGUAUGAACACGUUGCUCAUUCCGUUGGCUAGUUCGAGCCUGACGACGAAACGAGAGAUGGAGAGGAACAUGAGGACGGCGAUCGUGCGAAUCGAGGAUCAGAUCAAUACGAUCGAGCAGACCAGUGUGGACGCUGUGUUGAACUGGACCACUCGACUAUUGAACAAUCAGGCUCGCACCGACUUUCGACCCCGGGCCGACACGGAAGUAGUCUCCCUGGAGCAAGCGCAGACGCCGACCUGUGACAGCGUGUGCAAGUUCCUUGGCCUUUUCCACGACACUGCAUCGGAGUCAGUGGAUGGGGCCAAUCUGAGCGCGUUUCUGGCUGAGGUGGCCGUGGGAUUCCGGGCACAGCUGGUGGAUCAUUUUAAAAAGCACCAAGUCAAUCGAGUUGGCGGAGUCAUGUUGGCGCGGGACAUGAGCCGCUAUGUUCAAUUGCUGCGGUCCUGGAACCUGGACGAUGCUUUCAAAUCGAGUCUCGAGGUCCUGGCCGAGUUGGCCAGCGUCUUUGUCUUGCACCCGGAUGCGUUGAAGGAGAGAUUGCGAGGUCAGGUGUUGGGCAACAUUGGCAAAGAAAACUUGCGCCCGUAUCUUCUCAAGCGAGAUGACUAUAUGGAAGUCGGGAUGCAGAGUCUGUUGCAUUCACUUUGAGAUGAUGAUAAUAAUGAGUAUGACGCAUCUGGGGUAUAAAUAAAGUUGCUUGUUAUACAAUUCGUGGCGGAGAUGGCUGUCGGCCGAUUUGCCAGAUAUACCCAAGAGUGGCGAUUCCAUUGUAUGCUUGCUUGCAAUGAUACCCGAUACCCUGAU
This is a messenger RNA of Exophiala mesophila, 2858 nucleotides long. RefSeq lists its product as uncharacterized. Lineage: Eukaryota; Fungi; Ascomycota; Eurotiomycetes; Chaetothyriales; Herpotrichiellaceae. Gene Ontology annotation, biological process: Golgi to plasma membrane transport; exocytosis. The transcript has a single exon. Gene Ontology annotation, cellular component: exocyst; cytoplasm. Bases 150 to 2702 code for a protein of 850 amino acids. The record is from RefSeq and is a predicted model, not a curated record.